Molecule: messenger RNA, 1536 nt
Organism: Cladophialophora immunda
Lineage: Eukaryota; Fungi; Ascomycota; Eurotiomycetes; Chaetothyriales; Herpotrichiellaceae
Exons: 1
Coding region: 1-1536 (511 amino acids)
Molecular function (GO): protein binding
Source: RefSeq, a predicted model, not a curated record
AUGUCGAAAAGAACCGCGGAGAGCCAGGAAAACCUAGAGUCCCUCAAAGCAGGGCAACGGCCGGAUUCGAGUGCAAACGGCGACCCCACCCUCGACUUCGAAGACGAAUUCGAAGAUGAAUACGAGUCAGAGGACGAGGUCAUGGAGGCGGGUGUCGAUGGGAGACCGGACGCUGAAAGAGAAGCAGAGCAGGCACAGGAUGCUAUGGAUGUCGACUCGAAGGAGCAGACAUUCAUCCCAGGCCGAUCGAUAUUGCAACCUGGAAUGUCGCUGACACCAGACCCUUCCACCUACGAGAUGCUUCACCUUAUGUCGACGACAUGGCCCUGUCUCUCCUUUGACGUUGUACGAGACAAUUUGGGUGACAAUCGCAAGCAAUAUCCCAGAACGGUCUAUGCGGUUGCUGGGACUCAGGCGGAGUCGUCACGCGCCAAAGAGAAUGAGUUGUACAUUUUGCGGUUGAGCAGCCUGUCGAAGAUGGAUCGCGGCAAUCAGACGGAUUCGGAGAGCGAUAGCGACGAUGGUGAAGAUGACGAGGGCUCAUCCGACCCUGUGCUCGAGUCGAGGUCGAUACCACUUCCAAGCACAACCAACAGAAUAAGAGCAUUCCAACCAGCGUCGGCCUCUGCCGACAUGACUCAAAUACCUCAGACAUUGACAGCUACAUCCCUGGAAAAUGGUCAGGUUCUGAUUCAUGACGUAUCCCCGUAUCUCCAUUCUCUCUCAACUCCCGGCUACACACUGCCUCCAAACGCGGCGAAGCCUCUCAGCACUCUCCGAAUGCACAAAACGGAAGGAUACGCAUUGGACUGGGCGCCAACUUCGUCACAUCCAAAUGGUCGACUUCUCUCCGGUGACAACGCUGGACAAAUAUUCAGCACGCAGCGAACCGAGGGUGGCGGCUGGGUCACUGACACCAGAACAUUUGUCGGCCACACCGACGCAGUAGAAGAACUUCAAUGGUCACCCAACGAGAAAUUUGUCUUUGCCUCCGCAAGCUCCGAUGGCACUGUGAAGGUGUGGGAUGCGCGAAGUAAGAGUCGCAAACCAGCCGUGGAUGUGAAGAUCAGCAGCACCGAUGUCAACGUGAUGUCGUGGUCGCGCCAGACGUUCCAUUUGCUUGCCACCGGUGCUGAUGAUGGUGAGUGGGCAGUCUGGGAUUUGCGGCAGUGGAAACCUCAGUCAGGGGCGCCACCCGGCGCGCAGAUCAAACCCAGCCCUGUUGCCGACUUUCACUUCCACAAGAAGCCCAUCACUUCCAUAGAGUGGCACCCGACGGAUGACAGCGUGGUGGCUGUUGCCUGCGCAGACAACACAGCAACUCUGUGGGAUCUUGCAGUCGAGCUUGACGAUGAGGAAUAUGGCAGAGAGGCAGGCUUAGGCUUAGGUGAAGGUGCCGAAAAGGUUCCUCCCCAACUAUUGUUCAUCCACCACGUUGAGGACGGUAAAGAAUUACACUGGCAUCCACAAAUGCCUGGUACGGUCAUAGUCACCGGUGGAAGUGGUCUGGGAGUAUUCAAAACAAUCAGCGUCUAA